AUGGCGAAGCUGUCUACGGUUUGCUUGCUGUUGGCACUCCUCGUCACUGGGCAUUUGAUGUCAGGUAGCCUCGCCAUGCCCAAAGACCACAAAGGUCCCAAAGAUCACAAAGGUCCCAAGUGCAAGGGUUGGCACGAUCUGGUUUCGCAAUGCUCGCGCUACGUAGCGGUCGGCAAACCGGUGGAUAUUCCCACAAAACACUGCUGCAAGGUGGUAAAGAAAGCCGACUUUUCAUGUGCCUGCAAGAACAUUACUGCUUCUCGCCACAAGAGGAUCAACGUGAAGAAGCUUGUGCUCGUGGCCAGCUACUGCGGGAAACGGCUUCGCCAUGGUACUCACUGUGGAAGUAAGUCGAUCAUUUUCUACUGA
This is a messenger RNA of Musa acuminata AAA Group (dessert banana), 369 nucleotides long. RefSeq lists its product as uncharacterized. Bases 1 to 369 code for a protein of 122 amino acids. The transcript has a single exon. The record is from RefSeq and is a predicted model, not a curated record. Lineage: Eukaryota; Viridiplantae; Streptophyta; Magnoliopsida; Zingiberales; Musaceae.